Nelumbo nucifera (sacred lotus) is the source of this 5154-nucleotide messenger RNA. The record is from RefSeq and is a predicted model, not a curated record. NCBI's taxonomy places the organism in Eukaryota, Viridiplantae, Streptophyta, Magnoliopsida, Proteales, Nelumbonaceae.
GGGGUUUUGUCUGUUUUUUGCUCAAUAUUCCAUGAAACAAUAUAAAACUAUUCUCAGGGAGAUCAUAUCGACCCUGAACUCGCCAGGAAUCAAAUCAAAGCCGAUCACCCACAUUUCCACAUAUUGACAUACCCAGACUGAGGUGUAUACACAGAUUGAUCACCUCGUCGGUGCUUAUAGACACAAUUGGUGGGCCAUUCUGUAUAUACUUUUUUAACCUGACAAUCCAAUGGAUGAUUCAGUUCAGUUGCCUAUCAAUAACUACACAAUGGUGCUUAUUCAGUUUGUGUUCAAGGAUGCAUGUGAAUAACUGUAAGUAAAAUUACCAAUCAAUGAUUUCCUGAAAUGGCUCAGAUUGAACCGAACCGGGUGGUGGGAUUUUUUUUUUUUUUUUUCCUUCUUAACUGAAAAUCAGACCUUCCAGUCUUUUACUGGAAAUCAACUACUCGAGAACAUUGGACCAUGUCUAGUCCAUUCCCCGAACUCAAUAACUCCGGCUAAGGCGGGAAUCGAAGUAUCGAACCCAAGACUCCGCUACAACCAGCUAGAGAGCUUACAACUGGGUCAGUUUCAGUUAACACCUUUCUUAUCUCUACUUAUUUGAAGUCUUUGAAGUUUGUCUUUGCUUUUCAACUCCCUAUUACCCUCUCCAAAUUUCUCGGUCACCCCUCUCGUCCCUCGGCGGCCGGCGAAGAUGACCGCGUGGCACCAGGACGGCAACGUGCUAUCACUGUGUAUAGAUCUAUGAAGUAUUUAUCUGAUCCUGGUUUUUAAAUGGGCGCCACAGUCACUCUCGUCUUCCAAUGUACACAAAAACCUAUAAAAAGAUAGAACAAAGGCAUCACUCUGUCUCUAAUAAAUUAAAUUAAAGGUCAAGAUCCUACAUCUGAGACUCUCUUCCCUCCUGUUCACUAUUAUAUGUAGGCUCAGUCAUACAUCCUGUAGUGCAUACAUCCUUUCAUCCUAUCUCUGUCGCAGUGUCGCCAAUGGCCGAAGCUCAUAUACAAACAGAACAAACUCCCGCACAAACCCCUCUCCUUGACCCAGAACAAACACAAGAAGAAGUUGAGAAGGAUACCCAACUCGAUCAAGCCCUCCAACGGUUGGAAACUGUUCUCUGUUUUCUCGGCUUCCACCAGUCCUCUCUCUUGAGCAUUCUUUUCUCUUGGUUCAUAUUUCUUCUUGUGGGUGUUUCAAUCCCGGUCGUGGCACUCCAGAUCUCGCGCUGUUCCGACUGUGAAAGGUACCAGAUCAACAAAUUCGAGCUCCAUAUCCUCGUCUCCGAGGCAUGCCUUGCUGCUGUUUCUCUACUCUGUGUUUCUCACAAUCUUCGCAAAUAUGGUAUUCGGAAGUUUCUCUUCGUUGAUCGGUAUCACGGACAUAUGAGCAGAUUUCGCAAGGAAUACAUCAGGAAGAUCGAGGAUUUUUUUUGCUUGCUUGUUUUAUGGAUGUUACCAUGCUUCCUUCUGAAGACUGCUCGUGAAGUAAUCCGUGCUAUAUACGUGCGUCAUGAAUCCUGGUGGCAAUCUGUUGCUAUCUUUUUGGCUCUGGUUGUGUCAUGGACAUAUUUGACUACAAUAUUCCUAUCUGCCUGCCUUCUGUUCAGUUUAGUAUGCAAUUUGCAAAUUAUCCACUUUGAAGAUUAUGGCAUGCUUCUGGAAAGGAAUCAUGAUGUAUCAGUAUUUAUUGAGGAGCAUAUUCGCCUAAGGCAUCAUCUAUCUAAAAUAAGUCAUAGGUUUCGUAUUUAUCUUCUUCUGGCAUUCUUAGUUGUGACAGCAAGUCAAUUUGUGACACUGCUCCAGACCACAGGAUAUCAUGGAAUCAGUUUUAUCAAUGGGGGAGACUUUGCAGUCUCAUCAAUUGUUCAGGUUGUUGGAAUAGUUCUUUGUUUGCAUGCAGCUGCAAAGAUUUCCCACAGAGCGCAAGGCAUUGCUUCAGUUGCAUCUCGGUGGCAUGCUUUAUUAACAUGCAGUUCUACUGAUGCAUCUCAGUUAAGAGUCUCAAAUAGUAUGGGAAACUUGGAGGCCAGCAACCAAGUUGGUUCAAUAUCAAUAAAUUACUCUGAAAGUGAUUUGGAGUCGGUGGAUUAUCUUCCAUUUUCCACAAAUUCACAAUUGGCAUCUUAUAUGUCCACAUACCAUAAGAGACAAGCCUUUGUCCAAAUAGACCAUAAGACAGCUGCAGGAACAGAUCUCCAGACCAGCUUUCCUUUUUUUCUUCAAACCUUGGAUCUUCCAGCAACACAGUAAGUCUUUGACUGACCUCGGCAUUACCCAACAGCAUUGAGGAAGUGCUCCCACACCUUGGAAGAAACAGAACAGUGGAUACUCAGAUGGUCUGUUGUUUCAGGCAAUAGGCCACAGAGGCCACAAGACGGGUCCAAAAGCUGCAGACCUCUUCUUUAGACUUGUUCUAGUAAGGCACAGGGGCAGCUGAUCUAUUCUAGCUGAUCCAUAUUAAUUGUAAAAUAAGGAGGUUGCUAAUAGGAAUUUCUAGGUUCCCUAGACAACUUUCUUCUUCAAUUUAGCAUAAAAUAAAAUACUCUGAGAUACUUAUUUCUCAUCUCUUCAAGUUGUAUAGAUAAAUACUCUAAUCCAUCUUCUGGUGCUGUUUUUAACUAAUUUCAGUGUUGCCAGUUAGAAAUAUGAUAAAGCUACUGCUCCCUCUUUACAAGAUGGAUUUGUUCAUAAUAAGCAAACAUGCUUGUCUACGUGUACAUGUAUAUACACAUGCGUAGUUAUCCAUAAUUUUUUUCCAUUUAUGAGCAUUGUGAAGUACAUAACCAUGUGAAGCAUUCAUGCUGUAAGUGAUCAUCAUGACAUGUCAGAAUUUUUCUUUUCUUUUCUAUUCUUGUUUUUGUUUUGCUUUGUUUAUCCAUUGAAAACUAGCAUGAAAUCAUCAAUAACAUAGUUAUCUAAUUCCCUAAUAUGCCUCAAAUACCAGUGAAGUAGGAAUAGUUUUAAUGAAUUAUGCCAUCCAUGAAGCAUCUCCUCUUGGAUUCAUGAUAAAGUUGACAAUGAAAUAUGAAGCCGUAACUACGAUCAAGAUGGAUGAAUCUCCUAUUUCAUAUACACUUCUUAUUCCUAAUGUGUGGAGACUGUUUCAAAACAAUGGUUUGUUUAUUCAAGAGGCAUUGUCAGUUUCCCUUGCUGAUUUUUGCUUCAGGGGCUACACACUGGGAGGUAGCCUGUUCCUCCCCCCCCCAAAUACCCAGAACCCCCCAAACCCUGGCUAACCCCUGAAGAUUGGCAUAUCACUGUGACAUGCUUUUGCCUGCACUCUGUUGAUAAGGAGAUCUAUUCUCUAACAUUCCCCUUUCCCCUUUUCAUUUAUCUCUCGUUUCUAUUUGUGCUAAUGGAGUGAUGGAUAUCUUCUUGAUCCAAGUAUAGGAUGACACUGUGAGUUUUAUGUAGAAGAUUAGCCAUCCUUCCCAAUCAUUGAAAUGUCUUCUCAAAAGAGGGUUCCAUUGUGAACCUCAAAAGAGUCCCUGAUUAAAGCCUCCAAGUUAGCUUCUGCCAUGGAAAGUGAGGGGAAAAUCUCCACAAGUGGUUGGGUCAUUACAUCACUUGUCCUUCCAUAGCCUAACCCUUGAUCCCUUGAUCCCUUGCCUAUUUUGCAUCCAUUUCCCUUUAUGUAUAACCCAUAAGUAAGCCUUCUCAGAUCCUUUUCCACACCAUACAACCAUAAGAGGAAAUAGACCCAAUUGGAGUCUUCAGGAAUGAGGAUGGGAAUGUAUUAGCUAUUUUCUCAGGCCCAAUUGGAAAAGGUGACUCUCUCAGGGCUGAGACCUAGCAGCUUUGGAAGGAAUCCAAAGAGCUAAAGAAUUGAAUAUUAGUAAGUUGGUAAUUGAAGGCGACUUGGAGGUGGUAGUAGGUUGGUUAAAGGAAGAAAAAGAUUGGAACAUGGAUUUACACUUACAGCAAUGAAAAGAAAAAAUUUAAUUGGCUGAUCAAGGACAUUGAGAUAAAGUGCAGCUGGGUGAAAAGAAGUGCUGACUCAUUUGCUGAUGGGUUCGCCAAGCAAGGGGUGAAUAGGGAAUCCUUGUUCUGGGAUCACUUCUAAUUAGGUUUUACUUAUAUUUCUUUUGGUGGCCUCUGCCUCAUUUGGGGGAGUUAAGACAGUUUAUCCCCCCCCCCCCCGUUGUACUUAAAAUUUCUCAAUGAUUAAUGUAUGUUAUUUGAAAAAAAGAGGAAAUAGACCCACCUAGAUUCCAAUCAAAAUUUCUUGUAUCAUAUUUUGAAACAAUGGCAUGCCUCCAAAGACUAUCACAGAACCUCUGUAGCUACCUAGCAAGGCAAUUUUGAAUGUCCUAAGAUUUCACACUCCCAGAGCACCUUCCUUCUUAGGAAUGUGUAAGUAUUCAAUUUCUAGAGUUUCAUGUGCAAAUUGCAAGAGUUCUAUGUUGCCUAAGGAAAUGAAUCGUGUUGAGCUACUUUUAUUAAAGGUAUCAUGUGCUUGUAGCGAGAUUUGUAGAAGUUCCUCUAUCCUAGGGAUCUUUCUCAUUUCUGGUUAAACUAGGUUCCUCUGUCUUGUCAGAUCUCCUCUCCUGUUCAGUGUUCCAGCAUAAAAUAAUAGCAUGUAUUGUGUUUUUAACUCGGGCACUUGCAAAUAUAUCGGUGGACAUUGUAGUAUCUUAAAAGCUUGGCAUCUUCCAUUGUUAGCAAGUAUUUUGUAUGCAUAGUAUGUUCUUCCACAUCCAUGGUAGUCACAGUGGUCUUGUCAGGACUAUGGCUCAAGGUUGAAAUACACUGAAUUACAAUUAUGCAUCUUUGUUGUCUUCCCAUGUGGGGAGACAUUAUACGGACAGAUUAAUUUGUCCUAUAUGAGGAAUUCUUCAUUCCCACCUCUUUCUUAAAUCAAACUUCAUAAUGAUGGUUGGAUUAUUUGUGGCUUGCACUUACUUAGACAAGAGUGAAUCCUUCUAGUGAACUUCUGUCUGAUUCAUCAUUUGAUAUUCUGUAUUUUUAGAAGAUGAUAUUCUAGAUAUCAUGUACCACCAUUAAUCGCUUUCUCAGCCAGGAAUUCAAUCAUUCAUCACCAGGGAUGUGAUAUGUUUGUAGUGUUAUUGUCAAUUAUCUACAUAUAUAUUUUGCUAGAUAGAAUCGAUAUAUUCUCCUCUUCCAUCAAUGUUGUGCUUACUUGACACACACUAUG